AAAUUACUCCAAGAAUCCAAUCCUUUAUUUAUGUGGAAGAACGUGAACUUUCUAUUUAUAUUACCUUAGAGUCAUAAAUAACCAUAUAAGAUAAUGCCUAGCUAGUGUCUACACACAUGCAGCUGUUUUUUGACUCAAAUCUAGAGGCAUUUUAUUUUAGAUCUAAGUUUUUUUAGCUAGCUAAAGAGUCAACAAAAUUUCAAUAACUAAAAUGGUGAAUGAUAGUGUGAACAAUCAUCAUUCAUCUGAAAUGUCGUUUAGAAUAACACAAGAUGGUAGAUUCUUCUCUAGGAUAAUGGCAAAGGAAACUUCCAAUGCAAAUUCAUCUUCAAGAAGGGUAUUCUAUUAUGGAGAAUCAUCAGUUGCUGUUCCUUUCAUGUGGGAGGCACAACCAGGAACUCCUAAACACCCUUUGUCAGAAACCUCUCUGCCUCCUCUCACACCACCACCUUCAUUUUCUAUUACUAAUAACAACUCCAAUGCAAAGGGUACAAAUUCAAAAGUUAAAUUUAUUUUGACCAUUUUGACUAGGUUUGUAGGUUCAAAGAAAUCUCAUGUGUCACCUUCUUCUUCAUCUUCUUCUUGGUGGUCUUCUUCGUCUUCGUCGUCGUCCUCGUUUUCAAUGAGUGAUGGAAGGUUAAAAAUAUUCUCAAGAUCAAGAUGUCCUCCCUCUAAUUCAAACUCUUUGAAACACAAGUUUUCAAAUGGGUUUAGAGGUUGCUAUCCUUUUGGGAGCAUGAAGAAUGCAAAUGUAAGCCAUGGUGCACUUUAGUUUAAUGUGAAUUCCUUUGUUGUUAUUUAGAUUAGUUACAUCUUGUAGAAAUUUUUGCAUUUUUUUUCUUAACCUUCUCUUUUUAAGUGAAAAUUUGUCUGUUAAUUUAGAGUUCGACGCGAUAAAAUUUGAUUAGUGACCGUGUUAGUUCAAGUUUAAAUUUGUUUUCUUCUAA
Cicer arietinum (chickpea) is the source of this 947-nucleotide messenger RNA. RefSeq lists its product as uncharacterized. The record is from RefSeq and is a predicted model, not a curated record. Lineage: Eukaryota; Viridiplantae; Streptophyta; Magnoliopsida; Fabales; Fabaceae.